Colletotrichum karsti is the source of this 1404-nucleotide messenger RNA. RefSeq lists its product as uncharacterized. The transcript has 4 exons. Bases 1 to 1404 code for a protein of 467 amino acids. The record is from RefSeq and is a predicted model, not a curated record. NCBI's taxonomy places the organism in Eukaryota, Fungi, Ascomycota, Sordariomycetes, Glomerellales, Glomerellaceae.
AUGUUGUUUUCGAGGAUACGGCGCGCUGUCCUUGCUGCAGCAGCUCUCACCCCCUCGACUCUUGCCGCAGACACCUCAGACAAGACCGACCUAGGACAAUCAACCUACGUCGCCCCCGAAAACAAUGUCGCAUUCGGCUUCACAGUCCCCGAGAACAGCGGCGAAGAUGUCUUCAUCACAAUCCGCGCACCGCUCGACCGCCAAUGGGCUGCCAUCGGCCUCGGACAGACCCAGAUGGCCGGCAGUCUGAUUCUCAUGAUCUAUCGCGACGAGACGGGAAACAAUGUGACGUUUUCGCCGCGAGUGGCCUACGGCAAUUACGAGCCAACUUACUACGACCAUGUCAAAUGGGAAACCCUUCCAGGAACCGGAGUAUUCAACGGCUCCAUGUUCUUCAGCGCACGCUGCACAGCUCACUGCAGGAAUUGGCCGGGCGGAUAUGUCGACGUGUCUAGUGAAACGCAGAAGGCAAUCUACGCUGUUGGUCCCAAGGGAGGCUUCUUCUCUAAUCGACCCGAGUCGUCAGUCAAGUUCCACGAGGAGUUUGGGCGGUUCACGAUCAACAUGAAGCGCACGAUUGGUCCUGGCGACGCUCCCGUGCUUAAGGAUGACGCCGUGAAUGAGGGUACAUCGCAGGUCGACGCGAAUGACGGAAAGAGGGACUACAAGUCGAUUUUCCAUGCAGUACUGAUGGUCGGCGCCUUGGUCUUCAUGAUGCCCAUUGGCGUCGUGCUCCUGCGCUUGGGUGACAUGGUCCGGUGGCAUGGCCUUAACCAAGGCGUGGCUCUACUCGUCGUCAUCAUCGGUUUUAUCUUGGGUAUCCUAACCAGUUUCUGGUACACCCGCUCUCGCGGGUUCAAUUCUGCUCACCAGAUUCUCGGCUUCAUCGUGGUCGCUUUCUGCAUGGUCCAGUUUGCUCUCGGGUUCUUGCACCACUCCAAGUACAAGAAGACGGGACAGACGACAAUCUACAAAACGGUCCACGUGUGGCUCGGUCGUAUCGUCAUCGCCUUGGGCACCUUCAACGCCUUCCUGGGCUUCUCCUUCGCUCUGAACCGCAAGUUCAACUACUUCCUCGCCGGCCUCAUCAUUCUGCUGCUUGCGCUCUCCAUCUUCUUCACCUUCGGCCGGACGUGGGUCCGCCGUCGUAACGGCCCCGCCAAGUACGGCGCACCGGGUCAACCUGGUGGAUAUAACCCGGAGCCGUGGCGGCAGGCGCCAACACACGGCGGUUAUACUUAUGCAGGCGCUCCGCCGGCAUACCAGCCGCCAUCGGGCAACCAAAACAUUGGGUUGACGAGCAUGGUCGCAGAUCCGGCUCAUCCGACCAAGGAACGCAGCGGCAGCCGCGACUAUCGGGCCAACGACCUCGGAUCAGCGCAUCAACCACGGGAGAUGGUCUAA